Molecule: messenger RNA, 300 nt
Organism: Oikopleura dioica
Lineage: Eukaryota; Metazoa; Chordata; Appendicularia; Copelata; Oikopleuridae
Source: the annotation of a GenBank genome assembly
AUGGUCGUCUAUGAUUUCAUUACUAAGAUCUUCAGAAUCAUCACUUCAACAAUUGCAACCCUUUUUCGCAUUUUGAAACUCGGCUUUAUGAUUCCAAAAGAAAUCUUCCGCCUUCUGUUCAAGAUCUUCGCCAUUUUAGAAGAAACUGUUGGAAUGAUACUCGAGCUUUUUGAGGAGCCAGAAGCAAAACCGGUUUAUCGAGACGAUGGAAAACCGAUUGGAAUGUACGAUUUUCUGACGCCAACUGCUUCUGCUCGAGGAAUUCAAGGCAACAUGCAAACCCUUUUCAAGCCGUAUUAA